Ahaetulla prasina is the source of this 4807-nucleotide messenger RNA. RefSeq names its product mitofusin 2 (gene MFN2). Lineage: Eukaryota; Metazoa; Chordata; Lepidosauria; Squamata; Colubridae. Gene Ontology annotation, biological process: mitochondrion localization; mitochondrial fusion. The transcript is spliced from 19 exons. Gene Ontology annotation, cellular component: mitochondrial outer membrane. Gene Ontology annotation, molecular function: GTP binding; GTPase activity. The record is from RefSeq and is a predicted model, not a curated record. The coding region runs from base 300 to 2573 and encodes 757 amino acids.
CGCGAGGGGUUGGGACGCGUGUCGGCGGGUGUAGACGUUACUCGCGGGUUCUUGGCGGGUUUAAUUCGGCCCUCCUCCGGGAAUUAGAGAGGGGUGGUCGCGGAGAAGGCUGGGCUCGCUGAAGGGCUCCCCACCUACGCACCACACCUCUUUUGCCUCUCCUCGGCCCGAGGGGGCCCGUCACGUGUGCAAGGAAGACACGCGUCUGAGUCGGACCGCUGCGUGCUCUUUCCGGCUCAGGAAAGAAGAUGGUAACCAUGCUUAGCUUAUGAAAACUCCUACUUGCAUCUUAAUACACAAUGUCCCUGCUGUUCAUUCGCUCUAAGUCCAUCAUCACUAGCAAAAAGGACAAGAGACAUAUGGCGGACGUCAGUGCCUCCCCCCUUAAGCAUUUUGUCACUGCCAAGAAAAAAAUAAAUGGCAUCUUUGAACAGUUGGCAGCUUACAUCCAGGAGAGCUCCGUCUUUCUGGAGGAAACACACAAAAAUGGUGAGCUCGACCCCGUCACCACGGAAGAACAGGUGUCAGAGGUCAAGGGCUACCUGUCCAAGGUCAGCGGGAUCAGCGAGGUGCUGGCCAGGCGACACAUGAAGGUGGCUUUCUUUGGGCGGACGAGUAAUGGGAAAAGUACUGUGAUUAACGCCAUGCUGUGGGAUAAAGUCCUUCCCUCUGGGAUCGGCCACACCACCAACUGCUUCCUGAGAGUGGAGGGGACGGAUGGACAGGAUGCCUUCCUGCUCACCGAGGGGUCUGAGGAGAAGAAGAGCGUCAAGACGGUCAACCAGCUGGCUCACGCCCUCCACCAGGAUGAAUUGCUAACGGCCGGGGGUCUGGUCAGCGUCAUGUGGCCGAAUUCCAAGUGUCCUUUGCUUAAGGAUGAUCUCGUUUUGAUGGACAGCCCCGGAAUUGACGUCACCACCGAGCUGGAUAGCUGGAUUGAUAAAUUCUGCUUGGAUGCCGAUGUCUUUGUGUUGGUGGCCAACUCUGAGUCGACGCUGAUGCAGACGGAGAAGCAGUUCUUCCACAAAGUCAACGCUCGCCUCUCUCGGCCCAACAUUUUCAUUUUAAAUAACCGCUGGGACGCUUCGGCCUCCGAACCGGAAUACAUGGAGGAGGUUCGCCGACAGCACAUGGAGCGUUGCACCAGCUUCCUGGCGGAUGAGCUGGGUGUGGUGGAUCGCGCCCAGGCCGGGGAUCGCAUCUUUUUCGUCUCUGCCAAAGAGGUCCUGAACGCCCGCAUCCAGAAGGCUCAGGGUAUGCCCGAAGGAGGCGGGGCGCUGGCCGAGGGUUUCCAAGUCAGGAUGUUCGAGUUCCAGAAUUUUGAGCGAAGGUUUGAGGAGUGCAUCUCGCAGUCGGCGGUCAAGACCAAGUUUGAGCAGCACACGGUCAGAGCCAAGCAGAUUGCGGAGGAAGUCCGGCACAUCAUGGAUUCCGUGCACGUGGCCGCGCAGGAACAGAGGGUUUACUGCCUGGAGAAGUGGGACGACCGCCAGGAGCGCCUGGGAUUCAUCGAGAAACAGCUGGACCUGCUCACUCAGAGCUACAAGUUGAAAAUCAAGGAGAUCACGGAAGAGGUUGAGCGCCAGGUCUCACACGCGAUGGCAGAAGAGAUCAGGAAGCUCUCGGUGUUAGUGGACGAGUUUCAGCUGGAUUUCCAUCCUUCCCCCGUGGUCCUGAAGGUUUAUAAGAACGAGUUGCAUCGGCACAUCGAGGAAGGCCUGGGCCGAAACAUGUCAGAUCGCUGCUCCGGUUCCAUCGCCGCCUCUUUGCAGAUCAUGCAGCAAGAAAUGAUUGAUGGGCUGAAGCCCCUCCUCCCCGUUUCCCUGAGGGGGCAGAUCGAGCUGCUGGUCCCCAGGCAGUGCUUCGCCCUCAGCUACGACCUGAACUGCGACAAGCUCUGCGCCGACUUCCAGGAGGACAUCCAGUUCCAUUUCUCGCUCGGCUGGACCAUGUUGGUGAACCGGUUUCUGGGGCCCAAAAAUACACGUCGGGCCUUGAUGGGCUACAGCGACCAGGUCCAGCGUCCGUUGCCCCUGACCCCAGCCAACCCAAGCCUGCCCCCCAUGCCACAGGGGUCCUUGACUCAGGAGGAGCUGAUGGUCUCCAUGGUAACCGGCCUGGCCUCCCUCACGUCCAGGACUUCGAUGGGCAUUCUGGUGAUCGGUGGAGUGGUCUGGAAGGCCGUGGGCUGGAGGCUUAUCGCUCUUUCUCUGGGCCUCUACGGGCUCCUCUACGUCUACGAGCGCCUCACCUGGACCACCAAGGCGAAGGAGAGGGCCUUCAAGCGCCAGUUUGUGGACUACGCCGGGGAAAAACUUCAGCUGAUCGUCAGCUACACCGGCUCCAACUGCAGCCACCAAGUGCAGCAGGAGCUGGCGGGAACCUUUGCUCAACUAUGCCAGCAGGUGGACGUGACGAGAGAAGAUCUGGAGAAAGAAAUUGCAGGCCUCAAUCAAAAGAUUGAGAUUUUGGAUUCUUUGCAGAGCAGAGCCAAGUUGCUCAGGAACAAAGCCGGAUGGCUGGACAGCGAACUCAACAUGUUCACACAUCAGUAUUUGCAGCAGAGCAGAUAAGCCACCGAAAUGGGAGUCCACAGGGAAGACUGCCUGUUUCCUCCCCCCCUCCCCGUCCUUCCCAGUUACACUACUGGGAAAAUAAUUCCAGAUGAUGGGAACUUUUUCUUGAAGGAGGGGAAAGUGGAAGGUCUCAUUCCUCUUUGCGCCCGUCCCUUCCUUCUGUGCCCACAGUUACUUCGAAACCCCUUUUCCUUUCUCCUCCUCACGUGGGCGCUUCUAUCCUAGCCGGCACGUUGCCAGCUUAGCAAUUUUUUGGCUUAGUAAGAAGAAACGUUGACAAUCCCGAUGACGAUUAGGCUGGGGAGAUAUCCCCCACCCUGCAUCUAAUAAUCCCCCUUACUCAUUUCGAUGAAAUAGCCAUUUGAUUUCCAUUAUAUUUUUUUUUAGUGGGUGUGUGGAAUGAAAUUAACCCCGCGAUCCCUGCUUGCCACAAAUGAACGACUCCCGAAGGGAAUCCUAUUGUAAUUUAUAGCGGGGGGAGGGUCUCCAACCUUGGCCACUUUAAGACUUAUGGACUUCAACUUCAACUCAGCUUUUCUGGCCGAGGAAUUCUGGGAGUUGAAAUCCACAAGUCUUAAAGGGACCAAGAUUGGAGAUCCCUGAUUUAUAGGACAAUGCAUCCCAGACCAAUUCAGAGGUUGGCUGAGCUUGGCUUCUGAAUUUUGGUAAGCAAGGGACAGUCUGGUUGGGUUUCUUCAACUUUGAAAUCCCAUCCUCCUCCUCUCUUACGCGCUUGUGACAUAGCGAGCGGGCGAAGUGUUCUGUCUUUCUGUCCCGAUCCUCAGGUUUUUACUAUGACCUUAUUACGAUCACCGUGUCUUUCCCUGUGGCUCUUGCCCUACAACAGCGCCUCCUAAAGUUCCCAGUCCUUAUGAAGUUAAACCGAGUCAACUUCAAACACUAAUGAAUUUAUUAGAGGGUGUGUGCAGGUGGGCCGAGAGUGACGGCACGAAGUUCUGUAGACGGAUGAAAUGUAAGAAAAAAUUCCGAGGGGAAAUUCAGACAAUUGCAUUUUGUGCCUGGCUAGAUAGAAUUUAAUCAGCUGUAAUAGAUUUUGACCUCUUGAUUGUUUCUCUACUUUUUUUUGCCCCCACCCUUGCUCUUCCUUGGUUUAUGAACCUUUUCACAACUUCUGCAAUUGUCUCUUCUACCUUUUAAUCAAAUUUUUUUUUAAAGGACGUUGCUCCCAUUUCAAUCCAGCCCCAUCCCUUUCAAAAUUCAGUUUCCAAAUAACAAACUAUUCUAAAAAUACGAGUUCCGGGUACAUUUGUAAAACAAACAACAGACAUUCUACGAACUCCGGAACUGAAAUAAUUAAAAUAUACAUACAUAUUUACAAUACAUAAUAUAUAUAAUUUCCUCCUGGGUCAAUUGAGACCCACUUAGGAGGCGUCGGGUUGAGGAAAGGGACACGCACUGGGGGUAGCUUGUACCAGUCAAAUCUGUGCAGAAGUCACAAUUGGGAUCAUUCCAGGGUGUAGGGUGUUGUUGUUUUUUGGACCGAAAGACACUCCAGUACCAUAGUUUUCAACCUGGGUACCUUGAAGAUGUGUGGACUUCAACUCCCAGAAUUCCUCGGUCAGCUGGCUAGAGAAUUCUGGGAGUUGAAGUCCACCCACCUUCAAGCUUCCUCUUCACGCCUCCUCCAUGUGAUAUUUGAAGUGUCUUCCCCAUUGUAGGUCUGGGGUCUGUUUCUCCUUCCUUUCCUCACCGUUGGGGGCACUUCAUUCUCUUUCCAGCCAGCUCAGCCAAAUUUUUGAGAAUCUGACAAUUUGGGGUUCGGCCACCGAUCAGCUGUAAGCGUGGACCCCUAAAAACGCUGAGGGUUCACAAGAUGUCCCCCCAAAUGCACUUUACCUUUGGUUUUUUUUUUAAUGCUGCUAGCGUUAGUUUUAAUUUCUAGCCAGGCCUUCAAAAUCCUCCUGAUGGUGUUUUCUCUGGUUUUUUUGGGGGGUGGGGGGCUGUAAGGAUUUGGGAAUAAUGAUGCUAUUAUUAUUAUUAUUAACUAUUAUGACCUGAUACUGUUUCUAGCUGCAUCCGUGCUGUUAAUAACCACAAAAACAGAAUUAAAAGCGGAAUACAUGGACGGAAAGUUUCUUCUGCCUUUUGUUUUCUUGGAUUUAAAAAAAAAGAGAGAUUUUUCUUUGGUAAAUUGCUGCUGUGCAAGUGUUUCUUUUCGCCUCUGGGAAGGUGUUUUUUUGUGGCUGGGUCUUUGUGUAUUGGAUGGUGGC